CAGUCUAUAAAUCAAAAAUUAUCUUCGCGUUUGUAUUUGAUUUUAAAAUUCCGAAUUAAAUUAUGUGAAAAAUAAUUAUGCACAUUAUCACAAUAUCAACAUUCUUGUGGAAGUGUCGAACCAGUUGAAUUUCGACGCUCACAGGAUAAAUUUCAGUUACUGCUUGCUGUUACUUCUCGACCUCAAUGAAGUACAACAAUGUGCUGUAUCUUUACAUGCUGUGGUUGGAUGAUAGAUCUGAUACAAAGAUUAUGGACAUUUACAAUGGCUUGCUGCAUAAGCUCCGCGGUUUGCUGUUCUCUCCUCACCGCUUCGCUGUCUGGCAUCGCGCUCGGAUACAACUACUCCCUGGCUGAAUACAUUGACUUGAAAGAAACAAACGUAUCGAUCUACCUGAAGAGGGGUAUUUUCGACGACGAAAUAGCCGACGACAUCGAUUGGCGAAGGAGUGGACAUAAACCCGUUGCAGGACAUAUUAAAGAAGAUAACCUUAUGACCGAGCCAGAAGACCAGCCUCUCAAACCUGCGCGAAGACUUGAUGAUUCCAUACUUGAGUCCAAUGAUAAGAACAACUUCGAGGGUGCUCUACUGAAAUUAACUGCUAAACCACCAGAUUUUACUACAAAGUCUCCUACAACGCCUCCAAUUGAUUUAUCGCAGAUAUUAGACCAGUAUUCUCGACCAAUGGAUCAGUUAAAAGCUGUUCAAGUCAUGAUCAAUAAGCAGAAAGAUGUUGAAGCCGAGCAACGUAGACAGCAAAAGCAACAUCCAACAGAUAGCAAGGAGGAUAGAUUCGAGAAGCUGCCGAUAGAAUCAGAAAUAGGCCGACGAAUGAUGAAUCAGAUGCCAUUUGAUAUCCCAACGAACCAGGAAUCUUCCACCAGCAACUCUCUUAGACUAGCGGUUCCCGACAUCGGUAUUGUCGCUGACAAGUCCCAAUGGCGGAGACCACCGCCCCCUGACCAGUACAGCAGGCUAUAUUACAACUACAGUCCGAAAGAUUCCUUCACUCUUCCUUCACCAAUAACUUCAAAACCAGGCCCGGCUAGACCAACAAGACCAAGGCCCCAUUCGAAACUACCCUUCGGACCAACAUUGACCAGCUUAAAACCAGCAGAACCAAAGAAAAUGGGAUCGUUGCCCCCAAAAGAUUUGAAUGUUCCAGAUGAUAAUGUUGAUAGCUUUAAAGAAAAGCUGUUUUUGGAUAAGUUUGAUUCACUUGGCUUUGACGAUGAUUUCCGUAAAAGAAUUAAAGCACAGAAAGGAGAAGAUGACUAUGAAGAAGACAUAAAAGGAAUACCACUAAGAAAGAAAAGAGACAGUGGUUUUCAAGAUACAAAACAAAUUAACGAAGUGCAAAAUGAGAAAUUGGAUAAAACAACGAUUUUAUCUAAGUUAAUGUUGAAUUUAUCCAAAACUUUGCCAUUAUCUAUUGAGACAGAUACAACUAACAACAUAGCUCCGCUAAAAACAUUUACUGAAACGAACACAGCUUUCAAGAGUCAAAUAUUUACCGGGAAAAUAUUAAAAACACUGAUGUAUUCCAAUAUAUGAAAUAAAUCUGUCAAUUUGUGCUGUCAUAUGUUUUGUCUGGUAUUGUAUUUUGUGUUGUUUAAA
This is a messenger RNA of Leptidea sinapis, 1617 nucleotides long. RefSeq lists its product as uncharacterized. Bases 199 to 1554 code for a protein of 451 amino acids. NCBI's taxonomy places the organism in Eukaryota, Metazoa, Arthropoda, Insecta, Lepidoptera, Pieridae. The record is from RefSeq and is a predicted model, not a curated record. The transcript has 8 exons.